AUGGCGACUCUCUCCCUCCCUCAGCCCCCGUGCUCUCCCCUCCCCCGCUCCUCUCCCUCCUUCCCGCUGCCUCGUGCCCGUUCGUCGUUGUGGAGCAAGCAGGGGAGGUGUAUGAUCAUCCUCCCAGAAAAGAAGAAGAGAGGAGGAGGAGCGUAUGUGGAGGCUCCCUACGAGAUCGCUGAACCUACCAAGGAGUCCGAGAAGUUCGCUCAGAAGUGUGGAGAGAAGAAGGUCAAGAAGCUGAGCCAGCCAGGCAGCAACUUCGCGUUCUUGAACAGACCUAAGGCGAACCAUGCGCUGGACUUGAGCAUGAUCCGCGAACUGAAGAAAAUCUACCUCGAGACGAAGCUCAGCCCGACCAUCGAUCUCGUCAUGGUCACUGGAGGCAACGAGACAGCCUUCUGUGCGGGAGGAGACGUCAAAGCUCUAGCGCAGCAGGGUAUUCAGCCUAUGGGGAACAAGGCCCCGCAGAUGAAGUUCUUUAAAGAGGAGUACAAGUUGAAUUACCUGAUUGCAAACAUGGCACCCAAGAUCUCAGUCGCCUACGUCGAUGGCUGGUGCAUGGGCGGAGGAGUGGGCAUCUCCAUUCACAAUCAGUACCGUUUGUGCGGGGAAGAUGUUAUCUGGGCAAUGCCGGAGACAGCGCUUGGAUUCUUUCCUGAUGUCGGAGGGUCAUGGUUCCUCCGAGGUUGA
Guillardia theta CCMP2712 is the source of this 693-nucleotide messenger RNA. RefSeq lists its product as hypothetical. The transcript has 6 exons. Gene Ontology annotation, biological process: L-valine catabolic process. The record is from RefSeq and is a predicted model, not a curated record. Lineage: Eukaryota; Cryptophyceae; Pyrenomonadales; Geminigeraceae. Gene Ontology annotation, molecular function: 3-hydroxyisobutyryl-CoA hydrolase activity. Bases 1 to 693 code for a protein of 230 amino acids.